AUGUCCAUCGUUGGCAUAUCGCCAUCAGACAUACUCAACGGCAUUGGACUGGCAAUUCAGAUACAACGAACUUGGUUUGACAGAGCGAAUAGAGCUGACUCCCUAUACAGAGAAUUUGGUGACGACAUACGACACCUCUCAGGCAACCUUGAAGCUCUGAAGCUUGCUUUUGAGACAGGAUAUCGCUUGUCAGUCCAUGAUGGCCGAUACUAUGAUCCUUUGCAAGAUGCGUUGGAUAAGGACCGACGCGCUCUGGUGGGAAAUUUUGAGGCUACGCUGGUAGAUUGCGAGAAGCUACUGAAGAAAAACGUGGCAGUCAGCCGCGAGGGCCUCUCCUUCGUUAGGAAUUCGUACUGGCAUAUCUCCGUCAAGCCAACUGUGGAUGCUCUCCGGGAGCGCAUUAAAUUCCACAUGAUCAAGAUGGAAUUCGUCUUGGAGCCACUCAGGCAUGGGCUCCUGAAAGACAUCUCAAUGAGCAUCAACCUCAUCAUGGCCACGAUGGGAGACCUCCACGCUUUCCUCAUUCAAGGAACACCUGCUAGCCAAUUACGCCUUCCUCCAAUACCACCUGGGUUGCAACAAAGGUUUGAGGUCGCCUUCUCGUCCAACCAACCCAAGUCAUUCUCAGAUGGAUCAGAUAGAGUCAUCGAGUUAAUGUUUGAUGCUCUUCAUCGGACUUUUAUGCAGAGUACCUUUUCGUACCACGGGCCUUUAUCUGGGAUCCAGACGAGCCAGCAAUAUCUCAACCUGAUCAAGGCUCAAUUCUUGUCAGAAAAGCUGCGGGAGGCGAGAGGGCUUUCUGAGAGAUAUUAUUACGACCGUUCUGCCAGGCUUAUCGAGCUGAAGAUUAGACUGGAGUUCCGCCGUGAUAACAUCGAACGGUACAGAGAGGAAGAGCUGGAGGUACUUGAGCAGGGCUUGUUUGAGAUCUGGAUUGCUCACGAAGAAUCCGAUUCUCCUGUUGCUAAUGUUGGAGUUGAAGUCGGAGCUCCAUCAGAGGAGAUACUGGUUCUCCCAGUAAUACACGAAGAUGGAAGAAGCCUUCAAAAUCUGGCGGUAGUCCGCCAAAACCAAAGCGAGGUAGACUUCCUCUUGGUUAAGAGGACACUUGCUACAGCCACCAGCGGUCCGCGCACUGACAAUUAUCCUAUGAACAUCCACCAUUACCGAUACAUUCCCUGGUAUGCCAUCCCGACAGAUGAAGCAGCAUCCACAAAGGUGGAAGUCCGCAACACUAUGUCCAUUCACAGCUCCUUCUUCACGUUCAAGGACAACUCAGAUGUGCUCAAAUUUCAACAUGCCGUUAUGGGCUAUCAUGUUAUUUGCGAUAAAACUUCUGUUGCCUGGAAAUUCCACAGCAAGGACUGUGGACAGAACCUCAUCAAAUCUCAAAAUAGAAUUCAGCUUUGGCGUGGAAAGCGCCUCAGUGCCCGCAAGAGAGCGGAGGAUGCCUCUGCAUCAGACCCCACUGCUACUAUGCCGAUAUCUUCUAGGUCCAACGACACCAUCCAGUCUCCGCCUAGUGCGCAAACAGACAAACCACCAGCAACGCCAACAAUUGCGAGUUCUGUCAUAUCCGAGGCCGAAUCCACAGGUAAUGAAAGAAUCACAGUCAUAAAAGCGCUUACUGCUCCGGUGCUGUUUAUCUUCACUAUGCUAGAUAAAAAGUAUACAUUUAUCCACAUCGAGCUGACUCCUCAACACCGCCUGUCCUAUCAAUCCUGCUCAUGUGACGAUAAAAAGCCCCACAGCUGCGCCAGCGUGGCUAUACGAUAUACCAGAAAACAGAAAAACCUCAAAUUCCCAUUUCGCAUCCACUCCGUGGAGCCAUCACAGGUGGCGAAUUUUGACCUUGCUCUGUUUGCCAGUCAGCAACACCCCGGCUUCAGUCGACUAAAAUCGAAGGAAACUGGGUACCUCAACCUCGACUUCACGUCGUCUGCUGAGCGCAUACAUUUCGCCCGGUGUUUCAACAACCUGCUUGAAGAUCACAGGGCCAAGUACAACGCCAUCGAACAGCACCGUGCCCAACGCAAGCACCAAAGCGGUCUAUCUGGCGAAGGCGAAUUUGAUAGGAGCAGUGGAUCCUGGAGAUCAGCCUCCUUCAGCUCUAUAGGCUCGUCAUCAACGCGAGUCCACAGCCCAACAAGCCCCGCCCCAAGAUUGGACCCUGUUCCCAACCUCCCAGAGCUCUCGUUACCCUACCGUGAGGGUAUCAGCCCAUGA
Molecule: messenger RNA, 2226 nt
Organism: Endocarpon pusillum Z07020
Lineage: Eukaryota; Fungi; Ascomycota; Eurotiomycetes; Verrucariales; Verrucariaceae
Exons: 5
Coding region: 1-2226 (741 amino acids)
Source: RefSeq, a predicted model, not a curated record